Toxotes jaculatrix (banded archerfish) is the source of this 2484-nucleotide messenger RNA. It is a transcript of the gene sult6b1, whose product is annotated as sulfotransferase family, cytosolic, 6b, member 1. Gene Ontology annotation, molecular function: sulfotransferase activity. NCBI's taxonomy places the organism in Eukaryota, Metazoa, Chordata, Actinopteri, Toxotidae. The transcript is spliced from 7 exons. Gene Ontology annotation, biological process: sulfation. The coding region runs from base 183 to 1088 and encodes 301 amino acids. The record is from RefSeq and is a predicted model, not a curated record. Gene Ontology annotation, cellular component: cytoplasm.
CUGUCGUUCCCUCUUUCUCAGUGCUCACUCACUCUCAGGGUAGCAGCAGAUGGACGCUCAGCUGCACUGAGUGUUGUACUUGUGUGUGUGCGUGCGUGUGUAUGUGUGUUUUAAGUUGAAGCUACACUUGAAUUAUUGUCUUUGACUCUUUGAGCUGCUGUUGUGAUCUGUGCUGAAUCAGGAUGAGUUCUAACCCCUUCCACGAUAAGCUGCAGUCCAGGAUGGAGAUGGCGAAGGAGCUCAGUGACGAGGAGAAGCUGUACAGAUACAACGGGGUGUUGUACCCGCGCAUCAUGUGCCCCGAGGAGCAUUUGAAGGCUCUGGAGAACAUCGAGGCCAGAGAGGAUGACAUCAUGCUGGUGGCGUAUCCCAAGUGUGGUUUUAACUGGAUGGUGGGGGUGCUGAGGAAGAUCAUCGCAGAGGCCACGGGGGUGAAAACCGAAUCCAGGAUGCCGCCUCUGAUCGAGUUCUUUGGACCGGAGGUCAUAAAGGUCAUGGAUAAAACUCCCUCUCCGAGGUUUCUGGGGACUCACCUGCAUCCUGACAACAUCCCCGCUUCCUUCUAUGCAAAGAAAGUUAAGAUGCUGGUGAUCUUCAGGAAUCCUAAAGACACUCUGGUUUCCUUCUAUCAUUUCUCCAACAACAACCCGGUCCUCCCAUCCGGACAGUCCUGGGACUCCUUCUACUCUAACUUCAUGAGUGGAGACGUGUCUUGGGGGUCAUACUUUGACCACGCCUUGGCCUGGGAGAAGAGGAUGGAUGACCCUAAUGUCAUGAUCGUCACCUACGAAGAGCUAAAACAGGACCUGAGCGAGGGCAUCCGUCACAUCGCCAGCUUUUUUGGUUUCAGCCUGACGGAGGCUCAGGUCAAGCAGAUCGCAGAAGAGAGCACCUUCACCGCCAUGAAGGAGAGCUCGGCCAACUCCCACGGCACCAUGGGAAACGUGAUCUUCAGAAAAGGUGAGGUCGGGGACUGGAGGAACCAUUUUACACCUGAGCAGAGUCAAGAGAUGGACGAGGCCUUCAACAAACACCUGGCAGGAACCAGACUGGGAGCCAAACUCAACUACCAACUACACUGCCAGUAGGAAGCAAGGAAGCAAGUGAGGAGGAAGGAAGGAAAUGAAGGGAGAGUAUGUAGGGGAGGAGUCUGGGGGACUUUUCUGCCCUGAGCUGAGUCGGACAGACCUCCCCUCAGUCAGGCGCUGCACAGAUCCUUCUUCGCCUUGUUUGGACUGUAACCCCAACCAUGGCAUCAACCACUGAACCAUGUUAACCUAAACUGGUAGAGGAGGUUGUUGGAGGCAGGGCAGAAACUGACAGGAAACACUGCCUGGGAGGCUCAGUUCAGGGCCAAAAGUCCCACUGUGAAAGGUUCGAGGAAAGACAGAAGAAAAAGACAAAAGAGAAGGAGCAAGAAGGGAAAAGGUGCUUUAUGGUUUAUGGAACUCCAAUCUGUGAACAUGUGCAGUUCUACAAGUUCUGCAGUGGAAGAUAUUAAAGGAGUAGUUUGACAUUUUGGGAGGUCAGUGCUGCGCUCGAGUUAAUUACUGUCCCCAGCAAAGAAACAGUCAGACACAUGACCAACUGUAAAUGGAGAUGGAUUCUGUAGAUGGAUUCUGUCACCACCGGACAGAGCCAGGUUACCUGUUUCACCUGUUUCCAGUCUUCUGGUUGGUCGUAGAGUGGAAUCGAUCUUCUCACCUCAAUCUCUGCCAGAGCGAGAGUAAACGUGUUUCUCAAAAGGUCAAACUAUUCCUUUUACCACCUCACAAGCAGCCAUCUUUGGGUUCACCUGAAGUCUGGCUGUGUGCACUGUGCAGUUAAAUAUCAGGGAAUAAAACCAGAGUUCAAAACAUGACACACACACUGUUAAUAUAUUGUUUUUUUUCCCUCAAGAUUUUCACUUGAACAUUAGAAGUUAUUCAAAUAUGAGUCAGAGCAAAACUUAAAAAGCUCAAUAAUGAAUUAAUAUUAAUAGAAAGAGAACAGAGGUUUCUGAGGGAACCGUUUGUGAGUUUGUGGAGACAGAAUAUCCUGAUGGAGGUGAAACACACCUCAAAAUACGCAGCUCUUAAAGCUUAGAUUUAUCCUUUGGUGCCCCGUGUGGUGGUAUCAAAAAGAUUUGGUGGCAGACAGCCGUGCCUCGCAUGAGCAGCUAAAGUCUCAGAUGUCAGAUUUUUCUCAGCACAUGAAUGUUAAGUCCCAGGUUGUUUUAUUCACUGAUGGUUGACACCUGUUUAAAACGCAUAAUGGCUGAAUUCUCUGUAUUCUGGCAGCUACAUGAACCCAGGUUGAUUUAACCCUGGAGACACUCACACUUCAUUCUGGUUGUGAAACUGUGGCGCUGAAACAACACUGUGAUGGGAUUAUGGGCUAUUAUAAACAUGCACAAUCACCGUUUGUACUGUGAGUAUAUUACAUACUGCACACUUCAUCUCUGUACACGGUCAGGAUGAAAAAUAAAAAUCUUUUUCCAGAUCA